AUGGCAAUGGGUCACUCAAAAUGGCAGGAAUCCGGAACGGGAAAUGCGCCUGAAAACAGGCUCUCGCCAUUGGCUCUGCAGGAACUGAACUCUCGACUCUCAUAUACGGGACACCAAUUAAUCACCAGGGAGUCAGACCCAGCUAAGUACGCAAGGUGUAUCGAGCGGUGGUCUAUGGCGGCGGUGAAGCCUGCAGGAGCUGUCCUCAUACCAGAAAGUAUAGACGCUAUCUCCAUAGCCGUCCAUUAUGCCACACAGAAGUCUAUCGACCUGGCGGUCCGAGGUGGUGGCCAUUCCACUGCCGGGUCGAGCUCCACCGAUGGUGGCCUCCUCAUUGACCUCGGUUCCUCAACGCGGUUCACGCAAGUUAAGGUGGACAAGACGAAAGAUCAUUUGAUAGCAGGGGGCGGAGCUAAUUGGGAUCACGUCGAUGAAGCGGGGUUUGCUGCGGGCCUGGCGACAGUUGGCGGCACGGUCAGCGACACCGGGAUCGGCGGCUUGACUCUUGGGGGCGGGUAUUGGUGGUUGAGCGGGAAAUUAGGUCUCAAGAUUGACAACCUGAUCGCCGUGGAGCUCGUGACAGCAGAUGGGAAGGUCUUGACCGUGAGUGAAGAACAGAAUGCACAAUUGUUCUGGGCUCUUCGGGGAGCAGGACACAACUUUGGUGUCGCAGUAUCAUUCACGUACCAGGGUCAUGCUUAUGGCACAGGCCCGGUAUCGAAACGCAUCGCCGGCGCAGAGGGUGGACAGGCCUACGCGGGCACUUUGGUCUUCCCUGUAUCACAGCUAAGUCAGGUCAUCGCGGUGCUCGAUAGGUUGUUUGGCGUACAGGGCUCAUUGAAAGGAGGUACCGGGGCAGGAAGAUUCGCUCUCGCAAGAUCGCCUCCUGGGGGAGGUCCCCCGGACGGCUACUUCUUUCUCAAGCCCAAGAGCAUUGACGAGUCCGGAACCGUUCGGGCCUAUGACGCCUGUACCGUGUGCUUCAUCGACAAAGAAGUAGACGUUGUCUAGAACAUCCUUCGCAACUUCGACCAGUUCUUUCAGCGGGCAAAUGUCUCCUUCCAUACUGUACACAGACUCUACAGCAACGAACACCGACCGCUCCUUUUCUUGUAUCAAUGGCUGGCCCAAGGCUGACAGUAACGCUUCUCGAAAUGACUCAACACUGUUGUGGUGAAAGGAGAUCUUGUCUGCGCGGCCUUUUUGCAUCCCAU
Aspergillus neoniger CBS 115656 is the source of this 1214-nucleotide messenger RNA. RefSeq names its product FAD-binding oxidoreductase. Lineage: Eukaryota; Fungi; Ascomycota; Eurotiomycetes; Eurotiales; Aspergillaceae. The transcript has 3 exons. Gene Ontology annotation, molecular function: FAD binding. The record is from RefSeq and is a predicted model, not a curated record. The coding region runs from base 1 to 1011 and encodes 336 amino acids.